AAUAGAAACCAGCCGGGAGACCCACGUGAUCGUGAAAAUCGAAAUGGUGGAUAUAUCGAGACGCAGGAUCCGACGACGAGUUGAAGGACGAUAACUGGGCAAGGGCCUAGUGGGUUAAUCAUUGUCCUGGAAUAACUAUCCAUCUGAUUUUAUCUCGUUCGUAGUAAGUAGUGUUCGGUCGGUGACUGUGGAAACUUCUGACUAGUGAACAGUAUCGCUAAACGCUAUAACGGUGAAGUGUAUUUGUGCCUCGAGCGAAGGGGACAGACCCGGACGGCAACACACGGGGCUUAAGAAGCAUGCGUGAGAGCCGAGAUUUUUGUUGUUCCGCGUACAGCAGUGUUUCUGUCACUAGGAAUUUCACCGCAAAACCCAUCGAAUCCUCGGCAAGCCGUAAGGAGCGCUGAUUUUGCGUUAUGGAAUGAUUCGUUCUAUUCAUCAUGUGAAAUGUAACUCAAAUGAUCGUACUAUUGAUUGAAUUUAAUAACCAUCAAACACAUAAUACUCAAGGCAUAAUAGUGCUGCCUAACUCCAAGAAAUUAUAGAUUUUUCUAGUCCAUUGGAAAAAUUGUGUAACAGUCUCAAUUUCAGCAGCGAUAGUAGCAGGCGAGAGUUGAAUUAUAUCAUACAAACUAUUACAAAUGAGUGAUCAAACCAGUAUUUGAAGGAAUUUAGUUGUUAUUGUACAGAUGUAGAGUAUAUUUUGGUUUCCGUUCAUAAUUGAGACUGUUAAUUUAUGUGUAUUUUAUUAGUUAAGGGACUCCUCCAUUGAUUUGCAACUGUAUAUUGAAACAGUUUCAAAAAAGCUUACAAUAUUUAAUCAAAGCACUGAAACAACUAUUCAACUUGGCAAAAUAAUUUCUAAUUGUAUCACGACGAACAAAACUAGAACAACAUUUAUAAUAAUCAGUAUAUUAAAAUGAAAAACUAAUGCUACAUAAAGUAACAUACUAAUUAAUAUACUUUCAUGAUUUGAAAUAAAAGGUUGGUCACCAGAUUACUAUGUGAAUGCGGUUAAUGGGGUACAGCGAAGAACUGUCGAAGAGUGUAACUUUCAAGUGUUUGAGUAAAUCAAUAUUUAAAGUCAUAAAAACACACAAUUAACCGAUAUUUCUAAAGUAUCAGAAGCUUAUUAACAAGAUGUGUAAAAAGUAUUUUAAACACUACCAACGUCAGGCGGAUACAACGUUGCAGAGAGGAGAUGAAGCGGUUCUGAAGUGUUUUAUAGACGACAUAGGACAAUCUUAUUAACCCUAGUAAGAGCAAGGGUUAAAAAAUGGACAGCAACGGAUCAGGAGUAGUGCAAGUAUUCGUGGGCCAGUGGAGCGCUGAAUACGAAGCACUCUCAAUCAAAGCCACGAAACAAACAUCAUCCGCAGAGAUUGUAGAAUGUAUAAUCGAGCGGUUAGGAUUUGUCGACGCAACCCACGCUAACAGCUAUGAGUUAGCCGAAGUUGUUAGCAAUUCUGUAGGGCAGGUGUGCAAAGAGAGAAGACUCGGACCAACGGAGUGUCCAGUAGCCCUGAUGUUGUUAUGGCCAAAAAAUGCAGCUCAGCAGGAAUACUAUAGGUUUUAUUUACGCAAAAAGCAGUCAGACUACUUGUGGUCUGACAGCAGAUUUCCCAUGGAUCCUCAACUCUUGAAGGACUAUUUUAAUAGAUUCUUGUAUCAACCUCGAGACAAAGAGUACCCCGAUCUUUGCCAACUGCCAGACCUCAACGAACAAACUCUGUUAGACAAUUUAAGGGCAAGAUUUUUGGCUGGAAACAUAUACACCUAUGUUGGAAGUAUCUUGAUAGCAUUAAAUCCAUUUAAAUUCUAUCCCAUUUAUAAUCCAAAGUAUGUUAAAUUGUACCAAAACCGAAGACUUGGUCCCGACAUACCACCGCACAUAUUUGCAAUAGCUGAUGCAGCAUAUCACUGUAUGCUCAAAGAAAAGCGGAAUCAAUGUAUCGUUAUUAGUGGAGAAAGUGGUUCCGGAAAAACCGAAUCAACUAAUUUUCUAUUGCAUCAUUUGACUGCUCUCAGUCAAAAAGGAUCACAUGGCAGCGGAGUGGAACAAACUAUUCUGAGUGCUGGGCCAGUUCUGGAAGCUUUUGGCAAUGCCAAAACGGCACACAACAACAAUAGCAGUCGGUUUGGCAAAUUCAUUCAAGUCAACUACAAAGAAAAUGGAAUGGUUCACGGAGCAGUGGUUCAAAAAUAUCUCCUAGAGAAGUCAAGGAUAGUGUCACAAGGAAAGAAUGAAAGAAACUACCAUGUAUUCUACUAUUUAUUGGCUGGAGCCAGUGAACAAGAGAGGAAAGUGCUUCAUCUUGGAACUACAGACCAAUAUAAUUAUUUGAAUAAAAGCGGGUGUUACGGACUUGAGAAUAUCGACGAAAGACAUGAAUUCUCUAGGCUAAAGCAGUCAAUGGAAAUGGUCGGAUUCACUCCUGAGAAGCAGAGACGAUUAUUUGCUGUUUUGUCUGCAGUUCUAUUGCUUGGUAACGUGGAGUUUCAACCCAGAAAGUCAUAUCAUCACCACGACGAAGCUGUUGCAGUUAAGAACCCUGAAGUUGUAGCGCUUAUCUCUGAGCUACUCAGGGUAAAACAAGACACGCUACUAGCUGCAUUGACUGCCAAAAGAGCAAGAGCGUCAGGUGAAACAUUAGUAAUCAAUUACAGACUUCCAGAAGCAAUUGCUGCCAGAGAUGCAAUGGCUAAGUGUUUGUAUGGAGCACUAUUUGAUUGGAUCGUCCUCCAGGUGAACCAUGCUCUGUUGUCAAAAAAAGACACAUUGAGGGAUCACCAAGGAAAUAGUAUUGGUGUCUUGGACAUUUUUGGGUUCGAAGAUUUUAAGAUGUGCAAUAGUUUUGAACAACUGUGUAUUAAUUACGCGAACGAACAAUUGCAACAUUAUUUCAAUCAGCACGUUUUCCAAUACGAACAGCGGGAAUAUAGAAAGCAAGGUAUAAGAUGGACUGAUAUUGGGUACAGUGAUAACUCAGGCUGUCUGCACCUUAUCGAGGGGAAACCUAACGGUCUUCUAUGCCUUCUUGACGAUCAAUGCAACUUUCCUGGUGCAACAAAUGAGACACUACUGCAGAAAUUUAAUUCGGUACACAAAGAUUCACCAUUUUAUGAGGCACCUCAGCGUCGUGAGGCAGCAUUUGUUGUAAGACAUUAUGCCGGGACUGUCAAAUAUCAAGCAGCGAAUAUGAGAGAGAAAAAUCUUGAUUUGAUGCGUCCAGAUGGGGUUGUGGGUGUUUUAAAGAAUUCUUCCCUUGCCUUUGUUCGCGAGCUAGUCGGAGCAGAUCCUGUUGCAGUGUUCAGAUGGGCGAUCCUUAGAGCUUUUUUCCGUGCACACUUUGCAUUUCAGGAAGCAGGUCGGGCACAUAGACAUGGCAGAGCCGACGGGAACAAAUCUUCUGUGCAAAAUAGGUACAGGACACCCAAUGAAAAUUUGAUAAGUUCACACAAACAUAGUCGUCUACCAAGUUAUCAGAAGCAGCGCAGUGUCUGCUUACAACCAACAACUCCAACUGCCACAUUAACACAAAACGAAAACCACGACAGUGUAAACAACAACCGGCUAUCUUGGCCGCAGUUUAGAAACGUAAAUCAGGUUCAACAUGCAACGAAUGUUUCUCCAUCGAAGAAUUGCUUAAUAAAGGGAAGGGAAGAUCUAUCUGAUGGCCAUAAUAAGUUCAGGCGGGGCACUCAUAUGCCUCUAGAGAAGGUGCUUCCUAAAGACGAAGCAAACGUCAUGGAACGCGCUAAUCAGAUCGUUAUGAAGAACAAAUCAUUCCGACCACGGGAACGGGGGAAAAAAGGCUUAAAAAAUCUCCAAACUGUUAAAACACUUGCUGGGCGAACUCAGAGCUAUGGUACAGGAGGUGGUCCUGGAAAAGCAAGAAAACAACCGAUGACGGUUUCAGCACAAUUUCAGCAAAGCCUGCACAGCUUAAUGGACACUUUGAACCAGGCGAAUCCCUUCUUUAUUCGAUGCAUUAAAAGUAAUGCUAAUAAGGUUCCUAACAAGUUUGAUGAAGAAACUGUGCAGCGGCAGCUUAGGUACACUGGUAUGCUAGAAACUGUACGAAUCAGACAAGCUGGAUUCAAUGUCAGGCUGGCCUAUGAAGAGUUCAUUCAACUUUAUCGGAUGCUACUUCCUAAAGGCCUUCUCAGUUCGCAAUCGGACGUCAGAGAUUUCCUUCUUACUCUAAAUUUGAACAGGGAUAACUAUCAGCUUGGAUCCACUAAAGUAUUUCUACGGGAAUCAGAAAAAAUCAAAUUGGAUAUUGAACUGCAUCAGCAAAUCAUAACUAGCAUCACAACCAUACAGAAGUGGUUUCGAGCUUGUCUUGAAAGAAGAAAGUUCAUUAGACUAAAAAAUGCUGCUGUUCAAGUCCAAUCGUUUUGGAGAAUGGUUAGCGCUCAGAGAUUAGCACAAAGUAUACGUGCACGUGAAGCAGCAGUUCGCAUUCAGGCUUUGUGGAAGGCUUACAAACAGCAGAAGUGGUUUAAAAAGCUUAGAGCCGGUGUAAUUGCUUUUCAAGCCUGUGUCAGAGGAAAUAUUGCAAGAAAAAUGUAUUAUGACAUGAAGAAAAAACGAACAAUUGUGACUGAUAUUUUGGCCGACCAGGAAUUGCAGCGACGAAGAAUUGAGAAUACUGAUGUUGCAGUCAAGAAAUUGAACCACAUGGGUACAGACUAUAAAGACUCUACAUUUGCAGACAAUAGAGAUUUCAACAGAUGUCGCGAUGGCGAUGAGACGAAUAACGAAGAGCAAUUUUUAUCUCAAGCAUCACAAGUUUCUUGCGAAGAAUUACCUUCUGACCCACCAAAGAAGGCAGAAUCUCAUGAAUUUAUUCUACCACCUUUAAGGAUCGAGGACAAGAAUAAAGAGGCUUUGGUUGUCGACUCAAACAUUUCCUACUCUAAGCGAAAGUUAACAGCUAACAAACGAUUGUUGACUGAUCCUUCUACACCCCUGAAAAUGGUAGAGCCGUUGUAUGGUGAAGAUGUAACAGAGCGCAAAGGGAGUCUUGAAAGUUUGGCAAGCUUAAGAAGUUUUGAAUCUCAAGUUAGUGCUGAUAGCUCUGAGUCUCACUAUUCUCAAGAAAAUGUUGUCAGUGGUAACUUGAAUAACAAGCCUGUUCCGAUUACGAGAACAAAGCGAGGCGAACCAAAUCCAUCGAUUUCUCUCAAUACGAAUUUAAUACAUAUAAAUAGAACAUCUGUAACUAAUAGAAGAACAGACAGUACAUCAACUGGUUAUAGUGACUGUGAACUUGACGUCGAAACGCCCAACGCUGUUCAAAGUGCCCCACCAAUGUUCACGUCGUCACCAGUGUUUCCAUCUCCUCAAGUUAGAUGUCCUCAUUUAAGUCUGACGCAUAGUCCCAACUCUGAUAUAUGGCGAAGACGAUCAGAUGUAUCUACCAUUACUCAAUCUACCAACGUUUCACAAUAUCAAAAUAUUAAUGAAAACCUUCUGGAUCAAGCCAAGUUGGAGCGAUUGACGGAAGCCGCAAAUUAUAACGUCAAGCACGACUCUAAUAGCCGUUUUUUGCGAAACGAAAGUGCCACGAGUCGAGAGCAGAGAAGGCUCAGUGAGAAUACUAUGCCAAAUGACCGUUUGGAAAGUGUAACUAAUGCAUUAACGAAAAUGGAUCGUUUUGGUUUAAAUAAGGAUAUCAAAGAUUAUGUCUUACGUCGACAAAACUCCGAAGGAGAUACAACUGGGAAAAUUGACAUAUCGAUGCACGAAACUGCUAUGAAGAUGCCAUACAAAACUUCUCCGCUCCCCAAAGAAAAAGAUACAAUGAUAAAAGAAAAGUCAGAACCAGAUGUUCCUGUCAGAUGUGCUCGGAAAAAUCGGCCUACAAGAGAGGCCCAGUGUCGAUCCAUGGGCGAUAGUGUAUCUGAAUCAAAUACAAAUGAAGCACGAAAUCUUUUCCUCGGUACCAUAAAAGAGGGGGACUCGAAUAAAUCGUCCAAUGUCUGGACUAGAAAACAGGUUUCUAAUGAUCCAGCAACGAGAUCUGUUACAGACUGGCCAGUAAAUAAACAUGAACCGAUUUAUAAAGUUCAGCAACCCGGAAAACGUAAUAGAGCAAACGCUGUACCAACGUUGGAAUUGCACAGAAGAAAUUCAGAUCCUGCUACUAAAGUUUCUGGGCUUAGUGUCGAUAAAAGUUUAGGAGCUGAUACGAGUCCAAAUGACUUGAAACUUCCUCCAGGUUUGGGAGAAAUGGAAUGGAAAGGUAACCAGCUUUUCCUUGCUGGCCAUAGAUUCAGAAAAGUAGCCCGAUACUCUAAGGAUGACGUUUGUAUUUGUUGUAACGAAAAAAUGGAUGCGUUUGUGACGCAGGGAUUCAAGUGCGCGGAUUGCAAACAACUUUAUCACGUCAAGUGUAUUCAAAAUGGAGGUGUAAAUAGAAUACCGUGCUUAUCUAUGAAUGCACCAGAUAGAAGGAAAAGAAAAUUACGAUCAGCAUAUGAAUCUAAUAAACAACCCGUGGUACCAAAAUUCAGUUUGACGGGAACUUCGGCAUUUUCAGACAGCACUGAUAAAAUAAUUUCAGAUGCCAAGGAACUUGGACUUAUGCAAGACUUUAUUACGAAGAAAAUAUAUAAAAUGGAAGGCCAGGAAGAGGGUAAAAAGCCAAGCGAAGUGGAUCGUGUUUUUAAACUAGCGUUAGGGAAAUUCAAAGAGGACUUGGUCAUUACCUACAGUGUUGUCAUUCAGCAAGGAGUCGAAGGAAACAUUAAGUACACAGAUCUAAUAGCAAAUUUUUUGCACGUAAUGGAAACAGUUUGUAAACAAGAAAACACUAGAGAGGACUUCCCUGUUACAAUGGGUGUGAACGCGUUUCGGGGAUUUAUGAAUGAAUUCAUGACUCUUGUCAAAAACGAAGCUCCUGAGAAACAAAGCAAGAGCAAACGGAAAAAGGAUAAAAAACGGAAGCAAGAAGAAGCAAUACAUCAUGGCAAUCACACUUUCCAGUUGACUAUAAUCAACAUCCCAACAGCUUGCGAAGUUUGCACCUCGUUCUUCAUGUGGCCAAUCGAGCGGGGACUUGUCUGCCAAAAUUGUAAAUUAACAUGUCAUAAAAAGUGCUUUGGAAAAGCGACAGCGGAAUGUGGAAAAGAAGGAAUAACGUCUGAAAUGAAUUCACGCAAGGUUUUCGGUAUUCCACUAUUCAAGCUGGAUUGCGGGGAUGGAAAAGUACCUUUGGUGGUAGAUAGAUUAAUUACAACAAUAGAGCUGCAUGGUCUUUAUACAGAGGGCUUAUAUAGAAAGAGCGGGGUGAGCUCUAAAGUGAAAGAAUUGAAGUUAAAAAUGGACGAAGGUGCUUUAGAAGAUGUAGACUUUGAAAAUUAUCAAGUACACGUUCUGGCUGCUGUGUUGAAGAGUUUCUUCAGAGAUAUGCCUGAACCGUUGCUGACUUUCGAAUACUAUGAUGAUUUUCUACAUGCAGCCAAUCUCACAGAUCCACAUGAUAGAAUUUGUACCCUUUUUGCAAUAUUGAAAAAGCUGCCAAAACCUAAUUUUGAUCUAAUGGAACGAUUGAUCGUUCAUUUGGCGAGAGUAGCUCUUCAUGAAGUUGAUAAUAGAAUGUCAUCAUCAGCGCUGGCCAUAGUAUUUGCACCUUGUAUCUUGAGAACAAAUCGAACACUACCUGCGCAGGAUUCGCUACAAGAUGUCGGUAGGCAGACACGAUGCGUCGAGACAAUUGUACAAGAGAAGCUACGAGUUGUUAGGGCUACUCUAGAUGAUAUAUGUACUCUCGAGUAUGCUUGCCGUACUGCUACUCAUCGCCUUUCCAGUCUUCGAUCUUCGAAGAUUUUCAGCCCUGAGGAGCUUGGGCCUGUAACUUCUAGCACUUUGGGACGUGGUAACAGUAGCGAAAGGGGUGAUGAGGAAGAGGCAAUUCUCGUUGGUCACAUUCAAGAAAUUCAGAAGGAGAAAGCACUACUCACAUCGACUUUGCCAAGUCUAACUAGAGCUUCGUCAGAUGACGAUCUACUCUUAUCUGCUACAGAUUUAGAUGAUGGUUCCCUUGACGAAAUCAUGCCCCCUUCUUCCGGUAAGUUUGUUAUCCUUGUAGGAAUAGUAGAAGCAGAAAUUAUAUCCAUUUAUAGGUCGAAAGUGACGAAAUUUUUUCACAUUUCAGAUGGCAUCCCACGGAAGAAGAUUAUCCAAAGACAAAGUUCAGCAGAUAAUGCCUUUCCCACUGUUAACGUUGACGAAGAUAUGGUAAUGGUAUGACCAGUAGUUCUUACCCACAGAUAACUUUGCUCGUUAAGUAUACUAGAUGAUGUGAAAAAUAUCGAUAUUUUGAGCAACAAAUUGGCUCUUAGUGUAACUUCUCCGUGGUUCAGCUUUUAAUCGUCGUUUGCUAACAAUAUUGCGAAUUUGAUGUUAGUGAAAAUUGACGUAAGGUAGGUUGAAAAUUUGUUGACUCCAUCCAAUGAAAAAUUGGUAAUGACAUGCAAUCAUUAAGCUUGCAGAAAUUAUGCAGAGAAUGCAAAAGGAAGUAAUAAUUGCAUAAAAAAGCAUUUCAGCUUAUCAAAUAAGGCAAGAUAUAUAUAUCGGCACUUUCAUCGGGCUAUCUAUUGCCUAGAUUCUUGAAUGUCACUUAUUUCUUUUAUGUACCUUGCACUAAAUCUGCUUUACGAGAGUUCGGGAAACUGUCAUGAUAUAAUUUUAUAUUAUUUAGAAUGCAUUCCUUACAAAAGACUGCUGUUCAUAGGAGUUUAGUGGCCAUUAUUUGGGCAUUCAUUUCGUAUUUUUAGUUUUGCUAUAAUCGUUUACACUGUAUAGCAAUUAUCUCGCGCAAAUAUUCCGAUGUUUUGAAAGCUCAAUUUUGGAAUAGAAAAAAUUAAUUGUAACAACUAUUUUUUUUUCUUUUUUUUUUCAAUAAGGUAUGCUUCUUUCAAUUGUAGGCUAAUGAAAAGUUUAAGUAUUAUUUUUUUUUUUUUGCACUCAACGUCAAUCGAGUUACCUAGGUAGUCAUGAAUAGAGUCGUAGAAAUAUUCGUAGAUGAAAAAUAUGGAGUUAACAAAUAUAUGCUUGGAAAUCUUUAGCCAAUAUUUUUUAUCCAAGCACUAAGCCGUGUAGUCAAAACGGUUAAAAAAAUACUACUUGAAUUACGAGAACCAAGGGAGAAAGUUAUCAAAAAUACUUUUUGCAUUAAGAGAGAGCAAAAAAUUAGAAUAAACCAAAAUAUAGUGUGUACACUGUACAUAUUAUACUACUGUUCCAUGAUAUUCUGUUAUUAUUGUUACAUUUAUGAAAAUGUUGCCAAGAUUAUAUUUCUACUACUAUUGUCAGUAGACAUUUUUUUUUUCAUGCUGCCCUAGGAAGUAGCAUUCAAUACUAGCGAAUUCUUUUAAUUUUUCUCGCGGUUUGUUUUUAAGAAUAUUUUUAUUUCGUGCCUUUUUAUGCAGAGACACUGAAUGGGGGCAGACUGAUUGAACUUUGUCUGUUAAGCAAAUUAUCAUUUUAGUUUGUUAAUCGAUUUCAAACAUUUCUUUUAUUUCUUUCAUCAUCUAUUUGAUUUUGUUAGGUUUGCUUUUACUGUCUCAAUUCACACAUCUUACAUAAUUUUACUUCAAGUUUAAGCGAACAAAAAAUUGGUAAUAAUAGUGGAAAAGUAAUCUUUGGGAAAUUACUCGACGAAAACGCGUGUCGUUUGAUUCCAUAUCAGAGUUAAGUUUUUUGAUAGUUAAUUGAGUAUAAAUUGAAUGCAUAGUCAUACUAUGCGAGUACAUCCUUUAAAUGAAUAAUUGCGACUGCAACAUGAUAUUAUAACCCAGUGUUUUAAUAAUCAGGACAAUGAUGAUCUAUGUACAAUAGAAAUUUCGAUGAUCAAUUUUCAAGCAUAAUACCUAAAUUGGAAUAUUAUGUGUUAUCAAUUGAUAUUCUUUCUUUUUGUGAGAUUUCUAAGGACUCAAUGUACCUUUUUAGCGUAAUCAAACAGCACUGUAUAACUUGUAAGUCUAAAAAUCAGAAGAAACUCGCAGGUGGCUCGUGUUACUAAUGGAUGUAUAUUGUUACUCCUUUAUUUACAACAUACGUGGCUUUUCAUUAAUAAUUUUCUUUUCUAAAAAUCGAUUCCACUUUGUACCUUGCCGCAAAAGGAAUUUAAUAUUCAAUUAGGAAUAACGUAUAGACAAGGAUAGAGAUCAAUAACACACUGUUCUACGUAUAGGUUGUGUUGAUUGGUAGCAUGAGCCUACAUAUUCACGUAAUCCGUGUAUAAUUGUGUUGAAAACUCAAUUCUGUAAAUAACCGGUUUUACUAAGCGUACUAGGAUUGUGCACUCGUCACUUGAAAAAAAAAAAAAAGAAAAAAAAACAAACAAAAUGUUGUCUGUUCUUCCAAAAGCUAUUCUUAAUUCUAUUUAACUACAAUAUUGUUACUUUGAGAGGUUUUUAAAAGGGAAAAUUGAAAAAGAAUAGAAUUGAUCAUAGAUAACAAUACGAAUCACAGUUUUUAACGAGUUUAAUCGAUAUCAGUCGGCAAAAUAUUUUUAACUCUUUUAGACUAUUUUAAAAGUGAACGAUUGGUUCGAACCUUUUAUGCUUUAUAUAUUUUAAAGUAUAUAAAUAAAAUAACUUGAAGAGAUAGAGUUACAUUAAACGAGAAAAGAAAUAGUAAUUUAAGAAAGCUAAAAAAUUAGAAGAUUAAAAAAUAUAAAUCAAUAUAAUUGUUAUUUUCCUAUUAUUGCCAUGACAUCUGGGUGAGCUUGAACAAAAACACAAUGUUAUUAAUGAAAUUAUGGCAAAGAAAUUGUUUUUAACUUAUACAUAUUAGCCACAGCACGGUUUAUGACGCACUUGAGUGUUGUACUGUUUCAUGGGAUAAGAUUGUGCAGUUUAUUUAGAUUUAUAUCUGAAUAUUUGUUGACACACACACACACACACACAUAUACACAUAUAUAUAUAUAUAUAUAUAUAUAUUUAUAUAUAUGCAUAUACAUAUGUAU
Molecule: messenger RNA, 10982 nt
Organism: Neodiprion fabricii
Lineage: Eukaryota; Metazoa; Arthropoda; Insecta; Hymenoptera; Diprionidae
Product: unconventional myosin-IXa-like
Exons: 13
Coding region: 1277-8260 (2327 amino acids)
Biological process (GO): intracellular signal transduction
Cellular component (GO): myosin complex
Molecular function (GO): microfilament motor activity; GTPase activator activity; ATP binding
Source: RefSeq, a predicted model, not a curated record